AUGAUUUUGCCCCACGCGGCCGUCCGCUCUGCUCCAAGCGCUUUCGCUGGAUGCGCCCCGCCGGUCUACCGAUUCGCCCUCACCACCAAUGGCCAGUCCAUCUUCAGCCCCAGAGGCUACAGCCCGCAGCUGGGCUUCCGCCGCGCCGGGUUACUGCUCGGAAUCGGUUCCGAUGACUCGAAUGAAGAUGUCAUGACGACGCAUUGGAACUCCAUGCUGGACUCGACGCGGAAGCUCAAUCUGACGCAUGAGUCCCUCAUUACCUCGGACAAACCCUCGUCGACCGACUGGAAGUUGCUGGACAGGAACAACACUGUCAUCUUUAUGACUGCGCUCAAGUUCAACAUCUGA
Messenger RNA from Colletotrichum orchidophilum, 351 nucleotides. RefSeq lists its product as uncharacterized. The record is from RefSeq and is a predicted model, not a curated record. NCBI's taxonomy places the organism in Eukaryota, Fungi, Ascomycota, Sordariomycetes, Glomerellales, Glomerellaceae. The transcript has 3 exons. The coding region runs from base 1 to 351 and encodes 116 amino acids.